Molecule: messenger RNA, 5590 nt
Organism: Salvelinus fontinalis (brook trout)
Lineage: Eukaryota; Metazoa; Chordata; Actinopteri; Salmoniformes; Salmonidae
Product: SMC5-SMC6 complex localization factor protein 2-like
Exons: 16
Coding region: 334-4551 (1405 amino acids)
Source: RefSeq, a predicted model, not a curated record
AGACAACCUAGGAACACGCAUAUACGCUCUGUAUGUUCCUAGAAGAUAACUAGGAACUCGUAAAAAUACGAACUCAGACUGGGAAAAAUAUUUUUGAACGGUCAUCCAACUUGGUGUUCCAAGUGGGAAACGCGAACAUCUUUCUAGAGCUCCGACAUUCCGACCUGAAUAUAAACGAUGUCAGAUUUUGACCACUUUUUUUUUUUCUCUCUCGAGUUACCAGUUGUCUUGAAAGCACCAUGAUAUCCUGAUAGGAAACAAAUAACAUAGCAAGGUUAGUGUUUAACGGAGAACUUGUUCUGUCAUAAUGAAACAAAAUAGGAUCUAAAGGAAAUGGGAGUCAAAGACGUCAUCCCUCUGAGGUCUCCUUGUCCUAAACCCUCACCGGCCCUCUCCUCCCUCCUGGAGACCGAGAUGAAACCCUCUCAGCCCCCCGGACACCUGUCCAACCCCAACACUUACCCCCUGCCCAAACGGGUGCUACCCUUGACCAGCCCCGAACUGGUCAAACUCAGGGCGAAGCCCGCUCCUGGCCUCCCUCCUCACCCUCCCCACCUGCCAGGGGUACACCACCGAGCCUCCGGGGUUGGAGGUGGGGGUGAAGCAAAGGAUGGCCCGGCCAACUUUACAAACACCCUAAUCAGGGAAAUCCAGCAUUCCCACAGCCCUGUGACCCCUAACCCCUAUAGGGGAAAGACCUUUAACACUAGGGGUGGUAUGGGAAAGGACAACCCACUGUCGCCCUCCUCCCUUCCCCCAUGCAGAGUCAGUGCGCCCAGCAGAAGGAGGGACUAUGGAGCGGUGCUGAGGGAAGACAUGAACAAGAAACUCAAGGUUGGAUCCAGUGAUGUUGGGAGCUCUAGACCGCCGUUCCCUGUUGCCCAGCUCCGCAGGCUCUCUGUGCCCCCAACCGUUACCUCCAGACCGGGGCAGAGCAGCCAGCCGCUACCUUCCCCUUACGUGGACCUCCAGAGCCCGGGGAGUAGGCCACCAGGGCGCAGGCACCACUUCUCCCAGAAGCUCUCGCAGUCUCUCCAGUCUAUCCGCCAGUACAAAGAAGGAGGAGACGGGAAGGAGAGUACGAUGAAUCUUGGUGGUCCACUGUCACCCACCACGUGCAUCCCUGUCAAUCCACAGCAGAGUCAUGGUUCCCUGGACCACAGAGGAACCACUCCCUCUAACAAGCGGUUCACUCCAGGAGGCACCAGAUCCCUGUCUCUGAAGAGACUCAGACACCCAGACUUGGAGGAGAGAAAUGGAGGAAGAGGAGAGGACAUGGCUAAUAAGAGACUUCGUCCAGAGGACUAUAUCCCAGGCCCUAUCAGUACCUGGCACCCACCAGAUGGAACAGCCAGUUCUAAGAUGUCCACCAGCCCCAACCCAUCCUACCUGAAGAAAGUCUUCAUGAAGAACAAUCUGAGCUCAAGUCCUACUCUAAGGUUGAAGGAGAGUCUCACCCCUAAGAAGACAGAGGAAGGGAUGGCGAGAGACAGGAGGACUGUCCCUACCUAUCUACUCUCCACACCCAAACCUGCGAGGAAGCACUGCACCGGCCAUGGAAAGACGCCAUGCUGCAAUAGUGUGAGGGAGAACGGCAACCCUCAAGCUGGAUACAGGAGAAUGAAUCACCAAUCUGGCAACACUCAAUCUUUUUACAGUGGUAGAUGUCCUCAAACAGGCAACCGCUACAGCCAAUCUGGUAACCCAGCCAACCUGCCAGUCACAAUCCAUAGUAGAGGAGAAUGCAGUAGAGCUAAAGAGACCAGAGAGCGAGAGAGUGGAGGAAGAGAACCGACAGUUCGCCCCGACGGGAGAACCCCCAAACCCGACUCAAAAUCUCAGAGCUCGGACUCGAGCUGCCCUAGUUCUCGGCGCCAUCACGCAUUGGAAAAGAAGCGACACGUCUCUCGCCCACGGAGAACGUCUGCCUUGCCGGAUGACCUGAAUGACCUUUUCACCCCUGACCCCAUAACCUCUAGCCUGUCUAGAGUAGCGAUUACCUUUUCCCCCAGUCCCCAGAGAGGAGACAGGUCGCCCUCUGUACACAACAAGGUUCCUCUGUCUGUUGUGUUGGCUACUGUCAGUGAUGCUAGUAUGGGACCGGGGUCCCCCUAUGUAACAAGCCCUAGAGAAAUCCCCCCAAGAUCCCGCUCACAGCGAAUCCCAUGUCCCAAGAUCUCUUCCUGUACGGACACUGCAAUGGACCCCUGUAAGCUACUCCUGGACCCCAAAAUCUACUCCUCCUUUGUAAGGCUGGAGUUGAGCAGGAAUGACUUGACUAAACUAGAGAGCGGCUUGUACAGAGCCAUCACCAGCACUGUAUCUUCCUCAGGGAAGCCCUCGUCCCCUAAGGAUGUCACCUCAGGACUGAAAACAAGAUCUUCUAGUAUUGCUUCAGCAGAGUUGGUGUCACCUAUGAAUGAGAAUGCCUACCUCAAGACAGAGUCCUGCGUUCUGAAAACUAUCCCCCUCUCAGCCUCUGCAAAGUCUUCAUCCUCAUGUAAGGACAAGUCAUUUAGCUUGGAGACAGCAGACCUCAAAACCAGUCCCUCAACCCUGGACCGACAUGGACAAGGAAAGGAGGGUGACGAGAGGAAGGAAGGAGACCAGAAGGUCCAUAAGAUUUUAUCGUUCCUUGAGGAAGGAGAACAAAGAAGCAAGACGAACAAUUCCCGUAAGAGUCUGGAGGAGGACCCUCUGGAUGUGGAGUUGAGCCUAGGCCUCGACCUGAGCCUGGGGCUAGAGUUGGCGCUAUCCCAGAACAGCAGCAGCAGUGACGAAGACCAGCUGCCGUCCAUGCAGCAGAUCCUGGACCGUACCGCCCGGCCCCCAGACACCCCAGAAAAAGGAACCAUCCCUGUACCCAGUAUCCCCGUUGGACUCCCACACCACAGCCAACCAGCUUCUUCAUCUAAAGCGAAACACACCAGUUACAGGAACAACCUGGAUGAGAUGCUGAAGGAAAAGGAGGGCAUUCAAAGGUCUAAGGAGAUGGAAGCCAAGCUGCAUCUCUCCUGUAAGGAGAAACUGCUGAGAUUGGCUGAGGAAGAGGAGGAGGAGAACAUUGAGGAGGCUAUCCCACAGCAGCAAAAGGAUUUCCUGCAGCGUUUCUCGGUGUUGUCUAGUGCCAUCCAGGACCUGCACCCCGGGGAAGCGGUGUUCAGCCUGGACAACUUUGGCCGUCUCUUCAGCCAACACACACUGCAGCUGAGACGCUGUAACGUCACCCCGUGUGACACCACACAGAAAACAAUCCUCUGGUCCUCUCCAGACCAGUUCAGGACCCAGGUCAGUUCCCAGCUGUUCCAGAGAGCCUACUGCUCCUCCCCCUGUCCUCCCCAGGUGACCCGCUGGCUCUUCCAGAUGAUGUCAGUCCACUCAGACAGGCUGACCUGUCAUCAGGUACUACAGGCCCUUGGAGAUAUUGCCUGCUCCGCUGCUGAACACAUGGUGCUGAAUAAGAGUGAGAGGUUUGAGGUGUGGGUGCCCAGUAUUGGAGACAUGACCCUGGUCUUCAUGAACAUGGGGGUUCCCUUCGUCACCCUUUUCCCCCUGGAGAACCUACAACCCCCCUUCACUGAGGGAGACCUGAUAGAGGGCCUCCAGAUCAGCACAGAGAGCCUGUCCAGCAAGAAGGAGCUCAGAACUUUCCCUGAACACAACUUUGACAAUGUCAUCAAGUACAUGUGUCAUUGUACGUCGUUGUGCCCGCGGGUCUACAGUGACCGAGACCUGCUGUUACUCCUGACGGUGGUGAGCAGAGUGGGCCUGGAUACGCAGCUCGCCCUCCAGCCCACUGAGCACCUCCGCUCCCUACUGCACAACCUGGUCAACAGCAUAAGGGACUUGGACAUCAUGCUGCCCAGGAUCUGCAUGUCGCUGAUUGCCCUGACUGAGGACCACCACAACCUGCGCUGGCUGGUUGAGCUCCUGCCAGACAGCAUGCGCGGCAAGCAACUCAGGAGACACCUCAGUGUGUUGGCCAUCUCCAAGCUGCUGAACAACAGAUGCACUUACAUUCCCUCCAACACAGAGUUCCAGCUGUCAGACCUGCGUCCCUACCUCUCCCAAAUGCGGCCCUCCUCACUUCUCCGGGGGCUGGCCACCUCCUGCUACAGGAGGAGUCACCACCCACACAGAGAGCGGGAGGAAGAGGAGGACUGUGCCUCCCUGGACCAGCAGGCCUACUACCUAUGCUACAGCCUCCUGGCCUUGGCCAACGAAGCCACCAACUUUGAGUUCUUCCCUUCGGAGCAAAAGAGCCAGUUGUUGUUGCUAAGUGCUGAGCUGGAGAAACACAUCAAAAGUGACAUCAGGGAGAGUGAGAAGAUGCUUUACAGGAGCAAGGUGAAGGACCUUGUUGCCAGGAUCGACAUCAAGUGGCAGGUGCUGAUCCAGAGAACCAGGCCUCUCCAGGAUAAACUGUGUGACUUCUGGCAGCCUCCGCCUGAGGAUGCUGUGAGCAGCAGCCAGGAGAUCCAACACGCCCACAGGGAGAGAGAAGGGGAGGAAGAGAGAGGAGGACAGGGUCAUAGAAGGAGAAGAAGAUGAGGGGGACGAGGUGGUGGACGGAGAGUGACAAGACAAGGAGGAGAGGAUUGCAGUGAAGAAUUUGGCAAUGGAGAAUGAGAGCGAAGAGAAAGAGAAGACACCAGAAAAGCACUGUCAUGGAGGAAGCUGAGAAAGAAAAGGACAUUCAGCGAGAGGAGGAAGAUAAAUUCCUAAAGAUGGAUGAGAUGGUGGAGAGGUUGGAACUUACGCUAGAGGAUUCAGAUGAGGAACCAAAUAUGGUAGAGACGGAGGAGAGGGUUACAGAAGAGGGAAGCAGCGGUGGAGGAGAGAAGGUAAGAACAGAUGGAAAGGAGAGACUGAAGAGAGAGACAAUUUACAGAAAGAUUCAGAGAUGGGGCAAAGAGGUGGAGAAUCUAGGGAAGCAGAGAGAAGCACAGAACAGAAGGAAGAGACUGGGAGAAGCACAGAACAGAAGGAAGAGACUGGGAGAAGCACAGAACAGAAGGAAGAGACUGGGAGAAGCACAGAACAGAAGGAAGAGACUGGGAGAAGCACAGACAGGAGGGAUGAAGAUUAUAUGAAGGAAGGAGGCAGAGAGAAACCAAAGAAGAAUGCAAUGGAAGAUAACCUGGCUGCUUCCAUAUAGAAUUGUGCCUGUCUAGACCCACUGCCUGUCGUCUAGACUCUGGACCAAGAUUACAUCCAAAAUGGCACCCUGGCCUAUUCCCUGUGUAGUGCACUACUUUUGACCAGGUCCCAUGGGGAUCAAAAGUAGGGCAUGAUAUAGGGAGCAGGGUGCCAUUUGGGACUCAACUGUCUACAUGUUCCACUUUCUCAGGUAAAUCACUUCAAGUGAACAAAUGUCACGUGAUUUCUUUCAGGCACUUUGUUGAACAAUGCAAAAGAUGAAUCCUAGUAGGAUUGACCUAUAUAUUUUCACCUGUUCUGUUCAUUCCUUUUACUAUUUGCACUUGUUUUUUUUGUAACAUUUCUGCUGUUGAAUAACUUAUAUUUUCAAAAUACACUUGUUAUUGCAGUUGCAGAAGUGUUAAAAAAUAAAUGUAGUUUGUUAAACAAA